AUGUGGGCGGCGACGUUAGCCCCGGAUCCGGACAUCAUCGGCUACAGCGCCGGCAUCAGCGCGUGCGAGAAAGGCGGGCAGUGGCAGCAGGCGCUGUCGCUGCUCAGCGGGAUGCGGGAGAGGAAGCUGGAGCCCAACGUCAUCUUCUAUAGCGCUGGGGUCAGCGCGUGCGAGAAAAGCGGGAGGUGGGAGCAGGCGCUCCACUUGCUCAUCGAGGCUCGAGAGGUGAAGCUGGAGCUGGACGUCAUCUCAAUUACAAUGCUGCGAUCAGCGCGUGCGAGAAAAGUAGUCAGUGGGCGCAGGCGCUGUCUUUGCUCAGCGAGAUGUCGAGUGCGAAGCUGA
Molecule: messenger RNA, 342 nt
Organism: Prorocentrum cordatum
Lineage: Eukaryota; Dinophyceae; Prorocentrales; Prorocentraceae
Source: the annotation of a GenBank genome assembly